AUGCCGUCAGCAGCACCAACUGCCAGCCAGCAGGGUCAACUUGUUGGGGGCCAUGCAGACUCACGGCCCACGUUGAAAGAGCCGCUUGUCUACAGCGGCAGUCUUGACAAGUUCAUCAAGGAGCAAGACGAUAUCACUCCUGUGAUUGGUCGGGCUUUUACUGGUGUGCAGAUCCGGGAUCUCAUCAAGGCUGAGGACUCUGUGAUGCGGGAUGUCGCUCUGACAAUUUCUCAGCGUGGCGUUGUGUUUCUGAAGAACCAAGAUGUCACGCCGACGGAGAUGAAGACGUUUAUGGAGCGUCUUACCCAGCUGGCUGGAUGUCCUACCAGCUCUGGGUUGCAUGUACAUCCAUUGACUGAAGAAGGUAGUGAGCUUGGAGAUCAAAUUAGUGUCAUUUCGAGUGAGAAGCAGAAGAAGGGUGGUGGCUUGACUCAUCAAUUGAGUGAUGUUUCGCGAUUUGCUAGUGCGGGUUGGCAUAGCGAUAUUACUUUUGAAAAGGUUCCCUCUGACUAUGCCAUGCUGAAAAUUCACACUUUGCCCGCAACAGGCGGUGACACCCUCUGGACGUCGGGUUACGAAAUCUAUGACCGUCUUUCGCCACCGAUGCAGAAGUUCCUCGAGGGCCUCACAGCUACUCAUGAUGCAUCCUUUUUCCACGACGAAGCCGCCCGCCUGGGCAACCCCCUUCGUCAAGGACAGCGCGGCUCCCCUCUCAACCAGGGUGGAAAUCUCACAGCCGUGCAUCCCAUCAUCAGGACCAACCCAGUGACAGGGUGGAAGUCAGUCUACGUGAACAAGGGUUUCACUAAGCGAAUAAACGGGGUGUCCAAGGAUGAAAGUGAUGUGCUUCUGCAGUAUCUGUUCAACUUGGUUACGCAGAACCAUGAUGCGCAGGUCAGAUUCAAGUGGACCAAGAAUGAUGUAGCUAUUUGGGAUAAUCGCUCGACUCUUCAUUGUGCGACGUAUGAUUACGCUGCGGCUAGAGCGGGUGAUCGAGUAUGCAGUCUGGGAGAAGCACCGUAUUUUGAUCCCAAUAGCGUCAGCCGAAGAGAGGCUCUCGGCUUGUAA
Messenger RNA from Pochonia chlamydosporia 170, 1068 nucleotides. RefSeq names its product TfdA family taurine dioxygenase. Bases 1 to 1068 code for a protein of 355 amino acids. Lineage: Eukaryota; Fungi; Ascomycota; Sordariomycetes; Hypocreales; Clavicipitaceae. The record is from RefSeq and is a predicted model, not a curated record. The transcript has 3 exons. Gene Ontology annotation, cellular component: cytoplasm. Gene Ontology annotation, molecular function: 2-oxoglutarate-dependent dioxygenase activity.